AUGGUCUUCCCAUUUCAACAUAUUCAAAAUAUAAAGGUUUCUCGACAGCUAAAAAAAAAGGAAAUUCGAGAUUUUAAUUUAAGUAAUAUCUUAAUUCAUCUUCUCCGUGCCUAUACUAACCAAUUAAAAAAAGAAGGACUAUUAACAAACAAAAAAAUAAAAUUCCAUAAUUCCAUAUAUUAUGAAGUAAAAAAUGAAAAUGGAGCAAUUAACAAAAUCAAAAUUAAAUCUGGGGACUCGAUAGAGAUUGAAGAAGAAACAACAGAUAAACCAACAUAUGCUAUUGUGAGGGUAAUAAUAAGUCAUAAAGGAUCUGAAAAUAAUUCACUUGGUGGAUGUCCACAAUUCAAAUUAUGUGAUAAUGAAAAAUGGGAUGUUAUAUUUCCAAUCACUAUUGUGGAUCGACAACAAAGAGUACAUUUUGUGCAUGAUUGUACAACUGUUUGUAAGAUGG
This is a messenger RNA of Dentiscutata erythropus, 454 nucleotides long. NCBI's taxonomy places the organism in Eukaryota, Fungi, Glomeromycota, Glomeromycetes, Diversisporales, Gigasporaceae. The record is from the annotation of a GenBank genome assembly.